UGCAGUUGCUUCACACAUCUACAAGUGCACAACUUGCAGAAAGUACAGGAGACAUACCCAAGAUCAACAGAUGUCAGAUCUACCAGAGGACAGAAUGGAAACAACACCCCCAUUCUCUUACUGUGGUAUUGACUGUUUUGGACCUUUUUAUGUAAAAGAAGGCAGAAAGGAACUUAAAAAGUAUGGACUUUUGUUUACAUGUAUGUGUUCCAGGGCAAUACAUGUUGAAAUGUUAGACGACCUUACUACUGAUGCUUUUAUUAAUGCAUUGCGUUGUUUGAUUUCUAUUCGUGGACAUAUAAGACAAAUAAGGUGUGACCAAGGGACUAAUUUUAUUGGUGCUAAGGGAGAGUUUUUGAAUGCACUGAAGGACUGUGACAAAGAGCAGUUGAAACAAUAUGGAUGUGAGUUUGUUCUGAACACUCCAUCCUCAAGCCACAUGGGAGGUGUUUGGGAGAGGCAGAUUAGGACCAUUAGAAGCGUUUUAACUGCUAUUCUGGAUAAAACUUCUAAGAGACUUGAUAGUUCUUCCCUCAGAACGUUUCUGUAUGAGGUGAUGGCUAUUGUGAAUAGCAGGCCGUUAACAGUAGAAAACCUGAGUGAUUCAAGUUUAGAGCCUCUUACACCGAAUCAUAUUCUCAUGAUGAAGUCCAGUGUUAUUCUACCUCCUCCUGGUGAAUUUGUGAGUCAGGACUUGUACCUGAGAAAGAGAUGGCGCCAAGUUCAGUUUUUAGCCAAUGAAUUCUGGACAAGGUGGAAGAAGGAAUAUCUUCUUACUCUUCAACAGAGACAAAUCUGGCAAAGAAACAAAAGGAAUGCAAAGCUGAACGACAUUGUUAUUCUUCAAGAGGACAGUUCUCCAAGGAACAAGUGGAAACUGGCAAGAGUAACAGAGGUAUAUCCAAGCACAGAUGGAAGGAUCAGGAAGGUGAAGCUGUUGCUCAGUGACUCGACCUUGGACAAGGAUGGCAAAAGGACUGUCAAGCCAGUGUAUCUUGAUAGACCAGUUCACAAAACUGUGUUGUUACUGGAAGCAGAGUGAAUGCUAAAAUGUACAUAUAUUCCUAUUGUUAUGUUAUAUGUUUCAAGUGAAAUCACCAUAGGUUAGUGAUUUGGUGGGAGUUUUACUGCCAUAAUUUAGUUGACAUGUUUUAUUUUGUAUUAUGCACAUUUUUUGUUAUUGCGACUCUUAUUUUGAAAGGUUAAAGUAGGAAGUCCAUUCCAGCAUAUUGCUAGGGAACCAGAAAAGGAAGAUGCAUGCGAUAGGAAAGCAUAGCUUUAGCAAGUGACUGUAAAAGGGUCAUUUAAGUUAAAGAAUUUAUGUAAUAACCUCAUUUCUACCUCGAAAGGAAGGGUCAGCCAGCGAGUUCGACGGUGGUGUUGGUGUCAGUGGGUCAAGUGAAAUUGUAACAAGAGCAACUUUAAAGAACGACAUUAAAGCUGACUUCACACCAGCAGUACAACGAACUCUUUAUUGCCGUUAAGAAGAAGAGGUGGAAG
This is a messenger RNA of Xiphophorus hellerii (green swordtail), 1500 nucleotides long. RefSeq lists its product as uncharacterized. Gene Ontology annotation, molecular function: nucleic acid binding. The transcript has 2 exons. The record is from RefSeq and is a predicted model, not a curated record. Gene Ontology annotation, biological process: DNA integration. The coding region runs from base 71 to 1042 and encodes 323 amino acids. NCBI's taxonomy places the organism in Eukaryota, Metazoa, Chordata, Actinopteri, Cyprinodontiformes, Poeciliidae.